Molecule: messenger RNA, 790 nt
Organism: Calliphora vicina (urban bluebottle blowfly)
Lineage: Eukaryota; Metazoa; Arthropoda; Insecta; Diptera; Calliphoridae
Product: cytochrome b5 domain-containing protein 1
Exons: 3
Coding region: 85-708 (207 amino acids)
Source: RefSeq, a predicted model, not a curated record
UAAUUUAAAUAAAUUUAUUUUUAUGUAAUUUAUUUUAUAGUGAAUUCUUUUUUUUUGUCCAUUAAACCAAAAUACUUCAAUACAAUGAAAUUUUAUUUGUAUGACGAGGUGUGCAUACAUAAUAAAAGAAAUGACUUUUGGGUGGUUAUUCAUGGUAAUAUAUUGGAUUUAAGCCCACUAUUAAACGAUCGCCGAGAUUCAUGGAAUAUUAAUUUAGACUAUUUAUUGGCUUUUGGUGGCAAAGAUUUAUCACAUUAUUUCCAUUUAAAUAAUUUACCAAAAACGGAAAUUUCUUGCUUAACGGGUAAACCACGCCUUUUAUUUCCUCCCAUAUUGGAGCUGGCUGAAAGUGAGCUACUCAAAACUCCUGGUAAACUAUGGAGUCAGGAACCUCUGUAUCAUAUUGGAAGAGUUACCAAAAAGGAACGUAAAAUACGCAUCAUUAAUACUUUAACUGCCUCUACAACUUAUAUGAAAGUUUGUGCUGAAGAUACAAUUUACGAUAUACAACGGAAAUAUAAAGAAAUUUACAAUAAUCAUGCGGGCAGCUACUUAUGGCGCAAAUUCUCAAAUGGUGGUCAACGUCCUGGUAAUUUAAUUUUACACGAAACCCUCGAUGGCAACGGUUUAAUUGCAGAAGAUAGUGAUAUUGAAUUACCUUUACCUUCCAUUUGGCUGUAUUACACAGAUGAUUUGACAGUGGCAUGAAUAGUUAAUUGUAAAUUCAAAUUUUCUUUUUUGCUUUGGAAUUCUAUUGUUACUUUUUGUUUAUAGAAAAAAUUACAAUACA